Myiozetetes cayanensis is the source of this 2861-nucleotide messenger RNA. It is a transcript of the gene NEK11, whose product is annotated as NIMA related kinase 11. NCBI's taxonomy places the organism in Eukaryota, Metazoa, Chordata, Aves, Passeriformes, Tyrannidae. Bases 298 to 2097 code for a protein of 599 amino acids. Gene Ontology annotation, biological process: protein phosphorylation. The record is from RefSeq and is a predicted model, not a curated record. The transcript has 16 exons. Gene Ontology annotation, molecular function: protein kinase activity; ATP binding.
CACAGCGUGGGAGCGGGGCGGGCCGGGGGCGCUCUCUCCAUCCGCGCCCUGCCCCGCCUGCCCCUGCCCUGCCUGCCCCGCGCCGGACACAAAGCACGCUCAGGGCACUCAGAGGGACCACAGUCCCCACCGUGGAGGCCGGGCGCUGGAGCGGCGGGAAGGUGGGGUGCCUGCCCGUGGGUCCCGAGGAAUGCCACGCUUCCCGGAGGGUGAUUUCUGUGAACAUCCAUAGAAGGAAAAAAAGGAUUUGAAAGCUACGUUCUAGAGAAAUCUGCAUAGUUUUUGCUACACAGAGAAAUGCUGAAAUUUCAAGAAACUGCUAAGCGUGUCACUGUUGCCAGAUUUAACUCUGCUUGCCGAGAUGCAGUGAUUGCAAGAAGAUACACUGUUCAGAGGAAACUUGGCAAUGGGAGCUUUGGAAGUGUGUAUUUGGUUUCUGACAGAAAAGCGAAACAAGGUGAAGAAUUAAAGGUCCUAAAGGAAAUCUCUGUUGGAGACCUAAAGCCUAAUGAAACAGUUGAAGCAAAUCUGGAAGCACAACUACUCUCCAAAUUAGACCAUCCAGCCAUUGUCAAAUUUUAUGCAAGCUUUGUGGAGCGAGAUAGUUUCUGCAUCAUCACUGAAUAUUGUGAGGGUGGAGAUCUAGACCUUAAAAUUCAAGAGUACAAAGAUUCUGGGAAGACAAUCACUCAAAGUCAAGUAAUAGACUGGUUUAUACAGUUGUUACUCGGAGUCAACUAUAUGCAUGAAAGACGGAUACUUCACAGGGAUUUGAAAGCGAAGAAUAUAUUUUUGAAAGAUAAUCUUCUUAAAAUUGGAGACUUUGGAGUUUCCUGUCUUUUGAUGGGUUCAUGUGACCUGGCAACCACAUUUACUGGGACACCACACUACAUGAGUCCAGAAGUACUGAAGCACCAGGGAUAUAACACAAAAUCUGAUAUUUGGUCUUUGGGAUGCAUUUUGUAUGAGAUGUGCUGUAUGAACCAUGCAUUUACUGGACAGAAUUUUUUGUCUGUUGUGAUAAAAAUUGUGGAAGGUGAUACACCUUCUCUUCCUGAUAAAUAUCCAAGCAAACUGAAUGCUCUGCUCUGCAGCAUGUUAAAUAAGAAUCCUUCUUUGAGACCAGCAGCAGCUGAGAUCCUAAAGACCCCUUAUAUUGAUGAACAACUAAAGAAAAUACAGUUCGAAUUCACAAACAUGACUGUGAAAGAAAAGGCACUUAACUGGCAGAAAGAUACUGCUUCUGUUUUUGAUGCUGUGCAGAGGAAAGUUCAUUUGCAAACUCUGCAGGAACUGUCUGAAGUGCAGAAAAUGACUCCACGGGAACGAAUGCGGCUGAGAAAGUUAAAUGCUGCAGAUGAGAAAGCAAAGAAGUUGAAACAGCUGGCAGAAGAAAAAUAUCAAGAAAAUGUCAAAAGAAUGCAAGAUUUCAGGUCCCGUAAUUUUCAGCAGCUGAAUGUCAACAUCCUACGUGAAUCCGAUGAGCAGACUUCAAAACACCUCAUUCAUUCUCAGCCAGUCAUUACAUGUGACUAUGUGUCCGUAGGACAUGAUGAACCACGAAGAAAUGAGACAAGUGAACUCUACGUGUCUGAAGUUACAGACCACGAGAUCCCUGAAGACCCAGAAAUUGCAGAAGAAUAUUAUAAAGAUGAGUUUGAAUCCUGUUCAGAAGACAGUGAGGAGGACGAAGAUGCAGAAGCAUCACAGACUGUCUCUAAGACAAAUAACCAGAACAGUGAUAUCGAGGCAAUGGUUAAGUAUUUGGAGGGUGUCCUGAAUAAUAGCUCAUUGGGCUCGAGGACUGUCACCAGAGUGUCUCCAGGGACACCCCAGGGAUUCAGAGCUCUCAACAGUACUAUGGCUGAGACCAAACUGAAACGCAUGAGGGAAUCUGCCAUUGGGAAGCUGGGAGUGGACGUAUUCGAGGCCGUGUACAGCUAUCUCAGGCAAGCGAGGCAGCAGAAUGCCAGCGAGGAGGAGAUCAGGAGAUGUUUGGAGAAACUGGUUUCUAGAGCAAGCGAUUGCUUUGAGGUGGAUCAGCUCCUGUACUUCGAGGAACAGCUACAGGCUUCAGAACCUCAUCUGCAGCUGUAACAGGUGUGGCAGUAACAGCGCUGGAAAUGGCAAGGAGCGGGGAAGGUGCUUGGCUGUCUUCUUCAGGCCUGCAGGCAAGUGCAGGAGGUAUUUGAAGGAAACUGCUGAAGGUUAAUGUAGUAAUAAGCAUGUAGGAAGGCUCCAUUUGAGAAUCCAGACUGCAGUGAGAAGUGGGUAAAUAUGGCACAGAUUACAGGGACAGGAAGAACAACUGUUUGUGACUGUGAGGGGAGCAUUCACCGUUACCCCUUUUUCCACCACUUAAAGCAUAAGGAAAGGUGUUCUUGUGGGCUGUGGCCAGGCACUCAGAACAUCACUGGCAAAGCUGCCUCUGAUAGAAUGAUGCAGGAUUAGACUCCAGCUGCUGUUGAUUUCUGUUCUAACUUGUCCUUGUGACAUAUAAGCCUGUAGUUUUUGUGCUUUGGCAGAUCUGCCCUUAAACAUACAUGUAUCUGUAUGGCCACUCAGCCCUUAAUUGCCUUGUUAUUACUGAUUAUUCAAAAGGGCUGCAUUUAAUCUGUGUGGCUUCUAAAGGAACUGUGGAAAUACACAUAUGCUCACAUGCACUGAGAUAGGUGUGCCUGUUCAUAAUGGCAGAAAGAUGUCUGGUCAUACUCUGUACACUAUCUGUAUAAAGAUAGACAUGUGACCUGAGCUACAACUGACUUUGUUAGAUAAGAAUUCUCAUUGUGACUUCUGAAACUGUUGGAUCAAAUUCAUUAUACACAGAUGGAACAAUAAAUUGAUUUUUCUCUUGCACGCAA